Molecule: messenger RNA, 4612 nt
Organism: Coregonus sp. 'balchen'
Lineage: Eukaryota; Metazoa; Chordata; Actinopteri; Salmoniformes; Salmonidae
Source: the annotation of a GenBank genome assembly
UGCUGGGAAGCAAGCUUUUUGAAAAUGGCAACAUCUUUAGGAGCUAAUAUUUACAACAGACAAAAUUGGGAGGACGCGGUAUGUUUGAAAUUACAUUUUCAGUUAAUCUGAAUUAUUUUAAAGGAACGUGUUAUUCCGUGACAUUGAUUGUGUCAAUAAGCGGUGGUAGCGUUGUACUGGACAAGUAACUUAUUGUCAUGUGAGCUCGCCUAGCUAGCUAAUAGAUAUCUAGUUAGCUGGCAUGGAAUCGCCCAAUAAUAACAGUGCAAAUCAGAGAUGGUUUCUAGCUGGUUUACAAAGUCGUUAAGCUAGCAAAAUAAAACAAACAUUCACAGCUACAUAACUAGCUAAAAAUGUGUACAAAAAUAGGUUAUAGCUAACGUUAGCAAGUUUGCUAGCUGACGUUAAUUGUUUUGUUUGAUACUGUACUAAUCUUCCCUUCCACAUAGGAUUUUCCUAUUCUCUGCCAGACAUGUCUUGGAGAGAAUCCUUAUAUUCGAAUGGUAAGUUUAAUCAAUUGUCUUUGGGUUAAUGUUCUGUAGGAGCUAAUUGUUAACCAUAUUUUUGCUACAUUUCAUAUGGCCAUGUAACGUUAGCUGAAACCAUAUCUCUAUGGCUGAAACGUGUUAUUUUGAUUGGCAUGUUCUUCUAGUUAUAGUUAUAUAUAUAUAUAAAAAAAUCACCCUGUAUCACACUUUCUGUUUGAUAGACCAAGGAGAAAUAUGGCAAGGAGUGCAAGGUAAGAAAUUAAGUUAAUUAAUUCUUAGUUGGAUAAUCAGUCACUGUUUACUCAUAUAGUAGAGUUCUCAAAUUUAGGUUCUGAGGAGAUACUGGGUGUGCAAUCCAUUGUUCCAGCCCACACAUGAUUUUAAGAACUUACCUAAUCAAGGUCUUCAAUCAGGUCCACCACUAGCAGAUGUGUUUGUUAACUACUGCUAGGCUGGAAAGAAAGCCUGCACAUGCAUCAGCUGUCCAGCACUAGAGUUAGAGAACCUUAUUAGUACAGGGUAUGAAACUGUGCAAUCUUGACUCACACCCUGCUUCCGCUAUGUCCUGCUUAGAUAUGUGCCAGACCUUUCACAGUGUUCCGAUGGUGUCCUGGGACCCGCAUGCGAUUCAAAAAGACAGAGGUGUGCCAGACGUGCAGUAAGAUGAAGAAUGUCUGUCAGACGUGCCUACUGGAUCUAGAGUAUGGUGAGUCAACAAAGACAGUGUUUGGAACACUCAUCCUCUGGGCCAGGUUAUGCCUGUUACCAUCCAGAGAAUGAACACACACAGAGUUGUACGGGUAUAUGAGAGAGAUUGCACUUCAGACACGUUCAGAGUGGCUGUUGUCUAAAUGGGCGUUACUCCUUCAUCUAGGCUUGCCAAUACAGGUCAGAGACACUGGGCUGUCAAUCAAGGACGACGUGCCAAAAUCAGACGUGAACAAGGAAUACUACACUCAGAACAUGGAAAGAGAGGUGAUGUAUUUUUCCUUAUUUAAGAUAAAAGGUCAUUCCUACAUUAAGAUCCGAGUCCUGUGAGUAAACGUCUAAUGGUGUCGGUAAUGUUACCAGACAGAUCAACGUUUACAUUCUGUCAUAACUCCUCUUGCUUUGUAAAUAGCCUUACAGUAUGUUCAUGCCAAGAAGGUUCAGAUAGCACCCUUUGACGUUUCUCAUUUUCCCUUGGAAAGAUUCCAGACAAUGUUUACUCACUGAUUUUAUUAGUACCACCCAAAAAUAUCUGGUCUUUGGUCCUCUGGUCUGAGUUGUGUACCUUCAUUACAUUUACAUUUUAGUCAUUUAGCAGACGCUCUUAUCCAGAGCGACUUACAUGAGCAAUUAGGGUUAAUUGCCUUGCUCAAGGGCUCAUCAACAGAUUUUUCACCUAGUCGGCUCGGGGAUUAGAACCAGCGACCUUUCGGUUACUUGCACAACGCUCUUAACCACUAAGCUACCUGCCGCCCAUUCAUCUUUAUUUCAUUCUUCAUCCUGGUAAAUCUAACACCCUGGUUUUAAUUAGAGCCCGACGGAUAUAUAUUUUAGUUUCACUGAUAUUAUCAGCCGAUAUUGGCCUUUUACCAAUAGGAUGUUAAAAGGAAAUAUCAUGCUUAUCUGAAUACUUGUUGAAUAGGUAUCGACUUUAGCAGUGAGCACUGCCAAUGAUUCAUUUAUCAGUUUGAAUUGUAAGUAGAGGGCAGAGGUAAUCUCCUCACAAACAAUCUCUCGUAUAGUAGCGGCCAGCUCUUUCUAUUGUCUGGUACUGAGAGCCGCCGUUUUCCCACAGUUGAAUUGUGAACAGACAAAUUCUAGCUACUGGAGCGAAAUAAACCUGCUAGUUAUUUAUUGUCAUACAAUGAAUGUCCCACACCUUAAUAUGAUGUUUAGUAUAGACAAGUUUGAAGAAAGAAGUUAAUUAAUUCAUAGUAAUUUGCAAAAGAAAGCCAUGUGUUUUAAUGAAUCCCACCGGAAACAGAUCUGAACACUUGUGACCAUUCUUGAUGUGUCAUUACUGUCACAAUGUAAUAAGUCAACAUUUGAAACCUUUGUCUUCUACAUUUGCUCUUUUGGUUGACAAUUAAUGAGAACUCGGUGUGGAAAAAUCUCGCCUUUUCAUUUCCUCGGCAGAUGUAACGGUAAGUUGUCACCCCAAAAAUCAGAAUCGGUAUCAGACCCAAAAUACCCAUAUCGGUCGGGCUUUAGUUUUAAUGGAACCAAAAUGCACCCUCUUGACAGUAGCUCUUUCCUAACUGCAGAUAGGGAACUCUGAUGGUACCCGGCCAGUGGGUCUCCUGGGUAAGGUCCCCAGCUCUAGUGACAUGCUGCUGAAGCUAGCCCGCACCACGCCUUACUACAAGAGGAACAGACCACACAUCUGCUCCUUCUGGGUGAAGGGAGAAUGUAAGAGAGGAGAAGAGUGUCCGUACAGGUGAGCAACUGUCAACAUCAUGAAACCAAAGGUGCAAAGAGAGACUUGACACACGUGUUAAACAUCAGGCAAUUGUUGACUUAUGAGCCAAGGGAAAAGUAAAUGUAAUGUCUGAUUAUCUACUUUGUCCAAGAUAAGAAGAUUGUUGCCAUAUGUUUUGCUUUAACUCUCAUUAACUGUGAACUACUGAACUCCAGGCACGAGAAGCCAACUGAUCCUGACGAUCCCCUGGCAGACCAGAACAUUAAGGACCGUUACUAUGGUAUCAACGACCCUGUGGCUGACAAGCUGCUGAAGAGGGCCUCUACCAUGCCUAGACUGGAUGCUCCAGAGGACAAGUCCAUCACUACGCUUUAUGUGGGGGGACUUGGAGACUCCAUCACAGACUCAGAGCUCAGGUGAGUGCCCACUCGAAAUUAAUGUAGUACGUUUUACUCCAAAUGAAGCAUAUGGAAUGUAGUCACUUGUGCUUUGCUGAAUGUUAACGAUGGUUGGUUGCGGCAGUUGGGCUGUAACCGCGUGCCUCCCAACAGGAACCAUUUCUACCAGUUUGGGGAGAUCCGGACCACCACCAUCGUUCAGAGGCAGCAGUGUGCCUUCAUCCAGUUUGCCACCCGUCAGGCUGCAGAGUUGGCUGCUGAGAAGUCCUUCAACAAGCUCAUUAUCAACGGGCGCAGACUCAACGUCAAGUGGGGCAGGUAAAGUCCCACCCUCUGAUAUGACAACCUCAUACACUUACACCUGUGGUUUGUAAUACUAGUGACAGAUGGCUAUGCCAGCAGGUGCCCAUUCUUCUGUUGACUGAUUGCUCUGUUAUCAUAGAUAUUCCAAGCUGUGCAUUUGCAACCCAGUAUAAAUGCCCCCAGUGUGACAUGAAUGUAUUUGAUGAAUUGAUUGAUGUGUGGUCUAUCCCAGGUCCCAGGGAGCGCGGGGGAAGGAGGGAAGAGAGAGGGAAGGGGUGACUGAGAUGGGGAUGAAGCUGGAGCCGGUACCUGGACUGCCUGGAGGUGAGGGCAAUUCAUGACAUUUAUUUUAUAAAGCCCUUUUAACGUUAGUAGUUGUCACAAAGUGCUAUACAGAUACCAGGAAAAAAAAGCCUAAGACCCCAAAGAGCAAGCAAUGCAGAUGUAGAAGCACGGUCACGAGAGCUAUACUUUUAUCUUUUUAGCAGUAAAACUCUCACACAUUUUACCGAACACUUCCCAAUAAUGUGUUUGUCAAUACUGACCCUCUGUCUCUGUCCUGCAGCACUACCUCCACCCCCUGUGGACGAAGAUGCCCCUACAAACUAUUUCAACCUGGGCCCCAACUCAGACCCUCCUGUCAUGAACAUCAGUCUACCCCCACCCCCCGGUGUGGCUAUGCCCCCUCCUCCAGGUAAACAAGAGUCCCAUGAAUUCUUCUCUAACCUUUUCCCAUACUUUCCCCCCUGUAGAGGACCACAUUUGAAAUAAGUGUUUUGUGUUAUCCUGAGUCCUAAUGUACUCCGUCUAUCUGUAUACGACUCUUUGUUUAACCCCCAAAGCACCAGCAGCACUAAGGAUUUAUAACUUGUGGUGUUUCCGUCCCUACAGGCUUUGGGCCACCUAUGUUCCACUCCAUGGACCACAUGGGGAUGAGGCCUCCUGGCCAUGUUCACUACCCCUCCCAGGAUCCACAGCGCAUGGGUGCACACGCCAGUCGUCACGGAGGCUCCUAG